GUAAGAGCAACUAUGAUGCAUCGGAGUGAAAGUGCUGUGAAGAAGAUUUCGAUAUUGGAUAAAAAAACAUAAUUUGUAAUUAUAGUGAGCCAGUAUGGAGCAAUUAGCACAGUUUGUAAAUAAAUCAUUUGAGUUCAAUUUAACAAAUAAUCGAGUCAACCAUUUGUUCAACUCGAUGACAAGUGCGCGCAUCCAUAAACUGGCCGACGCCACAACAACGGCAACAAAGUCCAUAUUAGUGAGCCCGAGCGGAUUGGGCCGUGUAUCUGUUGAUAACUGUGCUAACGGUGAAGAGUCCAUGGACAUUGAUAUCACCGAUAUUUCGGUAGCCGAAGAGAACAGCGCGGAGGAUGAUACGAGUCUGCCCAAGCCCCUCUCUCUAGUCAAAAUCCGUUCGCUUCAACAGCAAUCGAUUGCAACUAUUUCGGAUAGUGAAGAGCUCCGUAAGACUGAUCCUGCCCCAAAGCCUAAGAACUGGUUGAUUUCCGAUCUAUUGGUAUCGGAUACACAAUCAGAAGAUGAAAAGUGUGAAAAGAGAUCUUCCCGUUUCGAUGAUUCAACUGCAUGUAUUUCUAGCACGGCGAAUAACUCGAAACUGAAUGGUGACCUGAUCGUAAAAUUUCAAGACUCGGAUAGUAAAACCAGCAGCAAGUGCAUGAAUAAUAUGGCAGAUCCUGACAUCGAGAGCUCAUCAAAAAUGAAAACAUCUGCAACAAUCAAUAUUAAUAACAAUGAAUGCUCCAAUGAUAGCAAUUCCCCGGAGCUAUCGUUGCAUAAGGUGGUCAGCUCGGAGAAGUCUAUAUCAAUAUCGCCGGAGCCGCAGUCAAACAUAGGAGACACAAAUAUCGCCCGCAUGGAACACUCUGGACUUAGCAGCAAGCAGCGAAGAUCGCGCACAAAUUUUACGCUUGAGCAGCUCAACGAACUGGAGCGACUGUUCGAAGAGACCCAUUACCCAGAUGCCUUUAUGCGGGAGGAGCUGAGUCAGCGCUUGGGACUGAGCGAAGCACGAGUGCAGGUUUGGUUUCAAAAUAGAAGAGCGAAAUGUCGAAAACAUGAAAAUCAAAUGCAUAAGGGGAUUUUAUUGAGCAGUCGAAGUCCGCCGGUGUCGACGCCGCUCGAGCCUUGUCGUGUUGCACCUUAUGUCAACCUGGCCAAUAUCCGAAACACAAAUACGACGAUGCUUCCUUCGUCGAAUGGACUCUGCAGUGUGCCGCAACAAACUGGCGGAAAGAGCGCCGUCAAUAUAAUUAAUAAACGGCCUCCAUCUCCGAUAUCCGUUGUAACGGCCGCUGCCGAACAUUUUUCAGGCAGCGUUGCAGCAGCGGCUGCAUUUUCCGCCUUCGAUCCAGCUAUACUCUCAGCUGCAGCUCAUCAGUAUGCAGCCGCAAUAAACAAUAGAAGUAGACCCGCUGGACUUUUUCCGUUGCCGCAAUAUCCGCUUCAUUUGGCUGCCUUUGCUGCAGCGCACAAAAAUUCUAGCAUAGCGGAUUUACGCAUGAAAGCGAAAAAGCACUCGGAAUCGUUGGGGCUUGAAGCAGAUAUAGUUAUUUAGUACAUAAUUUUGUGUAUUUAAAUUAGGCUUAGAUUAGUCUAGAGUUGUCUAUUUUAAGACAAUUUACUAUUUACAUAUACAUACUGAUAUUUGAAAGAAAAAUUACAAUAAUUACAUUUAACAUUAUUAACAUAUACAUAU
Messenger RNA from Drosophila mojavensis, 1696 nucleotides. Its product is annotated as ALX homeobox protein 1. The transcript is spliced from 6 exons. Bases 95 to 1555 code for a protein of 486 amino acids. Gene Ontology annotation, molecular function: sequence-specific double-stranded DNA binding; DNA-binding transcription factor activity, RNA polymerase II-specific. Gene Ontology annotation, cellular component: nucleus. NCBI's taxonomy places the organism in Eukaryota, Metazoa, Arthropoda, Insecta, Diptera, Drosophilidae. Gene Ontology annotation, biological process: regulation of transcription by RNA polymerase II. The record is from RefSeq and is a predicted model, not a curated record.